This is a messenger RNA of Photinus pyralis (common eastern firefly), 1218 nucleotides long. RefSeq lists its product as uncharacterized. The coding region runs from base 1 to 1218 and encodes 405 amino acids. The transcript is spliced from 2 exons. Gene Ontology annotation, molecular function: catalytic activity. NCBI's taxonomy places the organism in Eukaryota, Metazoa, Arthropoda, Insecta, Coleoptera, Lampyridae. The record is from RefSeq and is a predicted model, not a curated record.
AUGAUAAAAGUCAUACAAGCCAACAUUAAUAAUUCGAGAGCGGCUUUUGACCUGUUAAUCCACACCGCGCGAGAACGUGGGGUGGACCUGCUCGUCGUGUCAGAAUGCGGAAAAACCAAGCACCCCAAUAUGGUCAAAAGCAGGACGGGAAGGGUCGCGCUAAUAGGGACUAGCGAAAGCGCCACAAUAAACAAAGUGAACUCGGGAAGAAACUAUGUGUGGGCGGAUAUUGAUGGCGUAGUAGUGUGCGGAUGUUACUUUCCUCCCAACGACACCAUCGAAACCUUCGGAGAUGACCUGGACGAAUUAAUUAAAGACCUGAGGGGGCGAGGAAAAUCUUUUGUGGUGGCGGGCGACUUAAAUGCAGCAUCGACUGUGUGGGGAUGCGAGAAAACUAAUAAAAGGGGAAACAUGGUGGAAGAGAUGGCGGCGGUAAUGGACUUGAUGGUAGUCAACGAGGGUAAUGCGCAUACCUUCGAGAGGGGAGAAAGCCGCUCAAUUAUCGAUAUAACGCUAGCAAGCGGGGGCUCAACCAACUUCAAUGUCCGUAACUGGAAGGUCGAAAAUGAGGAAACAUUGAGCGACCAUAAAUAUAUCAGUUUCAAUAUAGAUAGCGCAAAGCCGAGGCCACCAAAAGACCAAAACAAGAAGGGCUGGAAUAUUAAAAAGAUCAACGAGGAGAAGCUACGGGAGAGGAUGGGAUCGGAACAUAGGCCGACUACACCAUCGGAAUUGGAUGCCCUGCUGAGGAAGCUUGCAGACCACUCAAUGCGCUACACUAGGGCCGGAAGAAGGGGGCUACAUCAAAACGACCUCGAAGCGGAAGAUCUAGCGGCCAGCCGCAAGCAACUGAGGAGAGCUAUAGGAAAUAGGAAGAAGGAGUGCUGGCGUGAGCUGUGUGAUGAGCUCGAAAAGGACGUAUGGGGUAAAGCCUACAAGAUCGUCGUGGGGAAGAUGGGCCUGAGGGAGCGAGCUAUCGGCCUAGACUCGGAGGUUCAAGAACAAAUACACGAACUCUUCCCCCUACGGGAACGAAUAACACGGCAGCGGACGGAGGACGACCAAGACAGCUUUAGGAAAAUAGAAGAGGAAGAGCUCAAGGAGGCAGUUAAAAAAAGAGGAAAGCCCCAGGACCGGACGGCCUUCCACCGGAGUUUGUCGCGAUGGUGGCAAAGCAAGCCCCCGCGCUAUUUAUACCCGCUUUUGAGGCGGCAAUGA